Messenger RNA from Styela clava, 1796 nucleotides. RefSeq names its product thyroxine 5'-deiodinase-like. Gene Ontology annotation, biological process: thyroid hormone metabolic process. The record is from RefSeq and is a predicted model, not a curated record. Gene Ontology annotation, molecular function: thyroxine 5'-deiodinase activity. Lineage: Eukaryota; Metazoa; Chordata; Ascidiacea; Stolidobranchia; Styelidae.
GAUUUAAGUAAUUUGUUUCAAGUAAAGAUGUAUUUAAAAACACUUAAGAUACAAAUACAAUGUGCAUAGAAUUUAUGAUAAAAAUGCUGCUUUUACUUCACAUUUUGCAGGCAUUGAUGCAAAAUCCCGGAUAUUAUUAUGAAAUAAAAACUAUUAGUUAAAAUAUGGGAAGACAGGAAUUGGUCAGCCGAUUCCUAAAGAACCUCUGGUUCUUUAUCUCUUGUUUACUUUCCGAGUGGAGAGAAGAUAUCAAGAUUUAUUUUCGUAACAAAAGAAUCGAGGAAAAAAGCGAGAAAUCACUUGAUCCAUCCACAAGGAAGGGCAGAAUAUUACAGACGACUGGCGUUGAUUACCGAAGGCAGACAAUCAUGACGUCAGUAGCGGCUAUAAAGUCAUUCGCAAAGUCAGUUUUUGUUAUCGACAUGUCUCGUACUGCAGUUAUCGGGGGUGAUGCUCCAGAUACCAAAGUUAUUGAUUUCAAAACUAAAAAGCAAACAAGUGUAUUCAAAUACAUGAAGAAGGGAAGACCGCUCGUAUUGAACUUAGGAUCCUGUUCCUGACCUCCGUACAUGGCUGACAUGCUGUUUUUCAAAGACAUUGUCAGCAAAUACGGAGACAGAGCAGAUUUUGUUAAUAUUUAUAUCGAAGAAGCCCACCCAAUUGAUGGAUGGAAGAUGAAUAAAAACGAGUAUGCUUUGUAUCAACAUGUUUCCAUGGAUGAUCGUCUGAGAGCUGCAGGUGUAUUUCAAGAAAAUAUCGACCUAGAUUGUCCGUUACUCGUCGACGUGAUGGGGGAUGACACUAAUCGAGCUUACGGUGCUUUACCAGAAAGAUUGGCCAUUAUUCAGGAUGGUAGAGUCAAGUAUAUCAGCGGAAUUGGACCUUACAUGUAUAACAUGGAUGAGAUGGAAACGGCACUUGUAAAGAUAAUUGCGAGGAAAUAACUAUUGCUUAACAUGAAGUAUCGUUCGUUGUAUGGAAGUCAACUUAGUCAUCUGAUUCCGACAGAUUUGAAUAUUUGUUAUUUAUUUCCAUACCUAGGCUGAGCAAAAGAUGUAAUUACUUAUAUGCUCAAAAUGCCGUAUCAGCGGGAAAAUUCAAUCAUAUUUUAAUUCAAAUAAUUUAACUCAGCUUUCAGCCCGGGUAGCGAAUUCGAUAUGUAUGAAUCACAUUUAAAGUAAUUUGUACUGUCUGCUUGUCUAUCGACUUGGUUUGAACGUAUGCGGGACAUAAAAAAACUUACUUUGAACAAUUGGGGAACAUAAAAAUGGAUACAAAUAGGUUUGAAAUUAUAAGAUAUAUUAAUGUAAUUAUUAGCAACAAUCGACUCGAUAGUUGAUGCGUAGUCCCAUAGGAUAUAUCUAUACAUUAAUGUCGUUUUUGGAACGUGGCACACCAACACCCAUGGUCAACUUACUACCUAUUGCAUCCGAGACAACAGAAGCAGAUUUAUUCACGCAUAAGUGUGCAUGUUAAUGCAAAAUCAUUUGUCUUUUUUUGUAUAUGCGGCCUGGCAGCUGAUGAUGGAUCGUUUAAAACCAAAUGGAGAGAACGUGUCUUGAAUGUUAUGCCAGACUGCAAGAACAAAUGAGACAAAUGAAUCUUUAAACAUUCUUGUUGCGUUAUUUUAUUUUCUUCCUCGGGGAGGCAUCACAACGAUCGUGCAUCUGCUACAGAGCUGAUAUUGUUUAAGUUUUCCUGUCUUAUUGCGUAAUUGGAAAUAAAAGUGCUUGAAAUUGAUAUUGUUUAUAAUAUUAUACAAUAUCAAUACUACAAAAGUGUACAACAAAAUAGUA